Molecule: messenger RNA, 3154 nt
Organism: Radiomyces spectabilis
Lineage: Eukaryota; Fungi; Mucoromycota; Mucoromycetes; Mucorales; Radiomycetaceae
Product: phospholipid methyltransferase-domain-containing protein
Exons: 12
Coding region: 172-3012 (946 amino acids)
Biological process (GO): phosphatidylcholine biosynthetic process
Molecular function (GO): phosphatidylethanolamine N-methyltransferase activity
Source: RefSeq, a predicted model, not a curated record
AACGGCCCUUUGCAGUUGGUCUUUGGGGACCCUUGAAACCCAGCCAACGGAUUCACUGCCCGAUUCCAUUUCCUUCCAACCCCUCUCUCUUGGCUUGAGCACUAGUCUCUUUUUAUUCUUUUAUAACUAGAGUUUACUUGACAGUUUCUUGGUUUCUUUCUUUAUUGUUCUAUGUCUUCUGAGCCAGAAUUGCGAUUGCGCACCAAUGCUGCUGGUCACGUCGAAUCCAAGCAUGAAAAGGACAAUGAUCCCCAUGACGUAGCUUCCAAACCAUUGUCGCCAUCGUCACCGGUCGACAUGGCUAAGGAUAAAAAAGAGUCUUAUUCGUGCGGUAGAACUCCCAAAGGCGUCGUUUUUCGAGUUCCCGCGACGAGAGAAAUGGUGCAAUCACUUUUAGAUCCCAGGGAGAAAAAGAGCUUUUUCGACAAGAUCACCUUGGCCAUUAUGGCAGUCGAGAUAUUACUGUUCUUUGUUUUGCCGCGUCCGGUCAAGCAGAUCCUGUUCAUCUUUGUAUUUGCGUUUUGGCGCUUGGGUUACAACGUGGGACUUGGCAUCCUCUUAAAGUAUCAGAGCGAUAGUCGGGCAUUGGUUCAUCUGGCGAAAAAGUACCAGAUUUUCGAUCAAAAGGCCAAUCCCGCAUUAUAUCAAUGGCUUCAACGACAGCUGAGCAUGAAGAUGGGUGAUGAUUACAAUUUCACGACGGUACCGAUCGAAUACAAUACUUGGCUGCUAUUCCGUCAAUUGGUCGAUAUUGUCUUGAUGAAUGAUUUCACAUCGUACAUGUGCUUUGCAUUAUCAUGGUUCAACUGGUCACCUCAAUCGUCCUUUUUUGUUGGCGAUGUGCUCCGAUGGGCAGGCGGUCUUUUCCUGAUCGUGUUCAAUAUUUGGGUCAAGAUCGAUGCCCAACGGGUGGUCAAAGACUUUGCAUGGUAUUGGGGCGAUUUCUUCUUUUUGAUUGAACAGUCGUUGACCUUUGACGGUGUCUUUGAAAUGGCUCCUCAUCCCAUGUAUUCGGUGGGCUAUUUUGGAUAUUACGGAUUGUCUCUCAUCUGUGCCAGUUACACCGUCCUCUUUGUCAGCAUUGCCGCUCACGCACUUCAGUUCCUGUUCCUUGCCCUCGUUGAAACGCCACAUAUUGACAAGAUCUAUAAUCCGCCUAUCAAAGCCAAACGUCAACCUGUAUCGCCUACCCAGGCCACAAUCGAUGAUGCAUCCUACGACGCGAUGCACUAUAGUACUAGCGGACGGCAAUUCUCCAAUCAAUAUUUCCGUCGUGAUCUGAUCAUGUUCAAGAACUUUGAUUUCUUCCGUCCCACCGAUCUGGCUUCGGCCUUGGUGAUGCUGUACUCAUUAGCUUUGCCGUUUCUUAUGUCCGGACGAAAAGCUGUCGUAUUUGCUGUGCUUCAAGCUUUUGCCUGGCGAAUUUUCCACACGUAUGGUCUAGGAUGGAUUCUACGUGCUCAAUCCACCAACAAAUACUUUACUCGUCACUUUGUCAAAUGGGGAGGAGGUACGCAAGAAGCUUUCCAAAACUGGAAGAGCCUUUACAACCUAUCGCUCUGCAUGACUUAUAUUACCUUUUGUGCCGCUUGUUGGAAAUUGUACUCUCUUCCUGAACAUUGGACUUAUGGCACCACUUUGCUGCGUCACACUUUGGGCUUGUUUUUUAUUCUGUUACAUAUCUGGACUUCCGUCUCUAUCUACGAAGUGCUCGGUGAUUUCGGAUGGUUUUAUGGCGACUUUUUCAUUGAAGCGCAAGAUGGCCAUUUGCUGUAUACUGGCAUUUACAGAUUCUUGAACAACCCAGAAAAAGUCAUGGGCCAUGCUGCUUUCUGGGGAAUGACGCUGAUGACCAAUAGCUGGAUCAUCUAUGGAUUGACGCUGUUCUCUCAGAUCUCCAACUUUUUGUUUUUACAUUACGUUGAAGCACCUCACAUGCGUAAAUUAUAUGGUGAUGAAAUUCGUAAAGAGGCCGGUCUGACAAAAACAUUGCGUUCCGCUGCUACUUCGAUUCCAAAGACCAUCCCGGACAAGUUGCAACAAGAAGUUUCCAAGCUUUUGCGUGAAAAGGCCGAAAUCCAAGCGGCUUCCAAAAAUGUGGAGCGAGUCGUGAAAGAAACCAUGGAGAAAAUGGAAAAAGCCAUGGGAGAAACGGCUGGAGCGGUCAACGACAUUAUGGAAAUUGCCCGGCCUCGACUUCAAGAAGCGAUUGCGGAAGCCAAGACGUUGCUCGACACAUCAAGAUCACGAUUGAUUCCUAUUGUGGCCAAUGACAUUGAAACGUACGAUCUAUCGCGCUACAGCAUCAGCUUGUCUUGCAACAACAAAACCGCGUUUACCCUCGGUCAACCAAUCCAAAUUGAAUGGACAGCUCCCGAAUACCAUGGGGCAAGAGAUUGGAUCGGCAUCUACAAAGUGACGGCCAAUACCAGCAAAAAGGUGACGAAUAUCAGUUCCCACGGCUACUGGCAUUGGACCAACGCGGUCGAACGAGAAGGCAUGGAAACCCUGUUCCCGCCUGAAGUCGAGAUUGCCGAAAAAGGGACACUUGUCUUUAAAGGAAAUCAAUUACCAUGGGAAGUUGGCACUUACGAGUUCCGCUAUCACCAUGAUGCCAAACACAAUGUCAUGGCUCAAAGUGCACCAUUCGAAAUUAUUGCUCCCGUUGCACCUAAUGUGGAGGAUGUUAAUGCGGUGGAACUAAGUCUGUUGAAACUGGUGCAGAAUGCUUUGGGAUUGAAUCCCGAUAUUAUGCCGGUGACGCCUUUGGAAGAGUUCGUCAGCAUGGAGGAACGCGAAGCCAAGCAUAUCGUGUAUGGUAUCAAGCUCAUGUAUGGCGUUGAAUUCGCGUGGGAAGUCGUAGUUGCCGAUAAAUGUGUGGCAAGAAUCGCUCGACGGAUCCAUCACGCUAUUGAAGCGCUUUCACCUUUUGCCAGUCAAUGGCGGCGGGUUUCCAUGUCGACGCCUGAACUCAGUAAACCGUCGUUAUCGUCUGAUUCCCCACGGAUAUAAGACCAUUUUCCGCCUCCCUCCUCUCUCCCUCCUUUUUAGAUAUCUUUUUUUUUCUUGUCACCUAACAUUUUAUAUAUCAAAUAAACUUAUACACAUCUUUGCAUUAUUCGUUCUCAAAAGUGAAAAAUUUAGAGUGGUUGGU